UCGCAGUCGCCCUCGAGAGUGGUCUGGCGCCCGCACACGUGAGCGCGCGCCGCCCCCCUCCUCCCGGAGAGACGGGACGGCGACGGGUGCCCGCAGCCGCGGCGCACAAGCGGCGACAGUGUCGCCUGCCUGCCGAACCACGAGUAGGCAGCGCAGGGGCACCACGAGCAGCCACGCGGUGGUACCGGCGGCGCUCCCGGCGCCGCAGCGGCGGCGACAGCUCGGAGCUCAGCCGCACAUCGCCUCGGGCCCACAGGCAGUGCAGCGGGCACGCGGCCGAGCACGCCUCCAGGCACGCCUCCGGAGCGUGCGCCGAAGUGAGCACCAACGCCGCUCGCCGACCCGCCGUCGAGCGUAGCGGACUGGGCCGCGGCCCGGCCGGCAGCACGCGUCGCCAAGGGGGAGGGGCGAGCGUGCUCCACCGACGGCAGGAGAUGCUGUCAGGUCCAGUCGCCGGGCGCCGGGACGAGGGGAGCGCGCUGCCACCGAGGCGGAUCGCACUGCAGACCGCCACAUCGCUGCAGAGCAUGUCGGCGGCGGGCGAACCCCGGCGGCACGUUGCGCGGAGUGAGACGGCAGCGGCGGCGGCGUGCGAAGGCGCCGCAGAGCGGAGGGCGCCGGGCCAGCGGGAGGCUCGCUCCCCGGGCAAGCGACUUGCCGGGCACUGAGGGCGACGCUCUCGUCGGCGCGGCCGGAGAGGCAACCGCGGCGCAGUGCCCGCUCAAGUGGAGCGAUGGCGGUGGCGGCAGCCCCGCCGGCGCCCUCGAGAGUGGCGCAGCCGCACGCACACGCGAGCGCUCGCCGCCCCCCCCUCAAAGAGGCGGGGUGGUGACGGGCGCCCGCGGCUGGUGCACGAGUGGCGAUAGUGUCGCCCGCCCGCUGAGCCGCGCGUGGGCAGCGCAGAGGCAGCGCGAGCAGCCACGACAUGGCGCGGUAGCAGCGCCGCGCCCAGGGCACCAGCGGCGGCGGCAGCUCGGAGCCCGGCCGCAAAUCGUCUUGGGCAUACAGGCACAGGCAGUGCGGCGGGCGGGCGGCCGGACACGCCUCCAGAGCGCGCGCCGAAGCGAGCACCAACACCGCUCGUCGGGCCGCUGACGAGGCAGCGGACUGCGCCGCGGCCCGGCCGGCAGCGCGUCGCCAAGCGAGAGGCGAGCGUGCCACGCCGACGGCAAGAGGUAGCGCCGGGUCCACUCGCCGGGAGCGGGACGAGGAGAGCGCGCUGCUGCCACCGCGGCGGGUCGCGCCGCAGAACGCAGCGUCGCCGCAAGCGCGUCGGCGGCAGUGAACACGAGCGUUUCGUCGCGCAGAACGAGACGGCAGCGGUGGCGGCAUGCGAGGGCGGCGGCGGCGCCGCAAGCGGACGCGACGGGCCAGGAGGCUCUCGCUCCUCGGGCAGGCGCCUCGCUGAGCGCUGAGCACGACGCCCUCGUCGGCGAGGCUGGAGAGGCGGGACCACGGCGCGGCGCACGCUUAAAGCAGAGCGGCUGCGGGGCGGCGGCCUCGCCGUCGUCCGGCCGCACG
This is a messenger RNA of Emiliania huxleyi CCMP1516, 1521 nucleotides long. RefSeq lists its product as hypothetical. The transcript has 2 exons. NCBI's taxonomy places the organism in Eukaryota, Haptophyta, Isochrysidales, Noelaerhabdaceae. The annotation marks the transcript as partial. The record is from RefSeq and is a predicted model, not a curated record.